AUGGCAGAAUAUGAUAGUGUUGAAGUCCGAUUUGGAUCUCCUCAAGUCUGUGUAACAAUUUGUAAGAAACACUCAGAAAUUCAAAGUUUUUUCUGUAACGACUGUGAUGAAUUUAUAUGUACAGACUGUGCAAAAACAGACCAUCGAAGUCACGACUGGAACACAGUCCGAAAAGCAUCAACCAAGAGAAAAUCGCGUCUCUCUGGAAUAUGCUUGGAAAUCAGAGACGAAGAACUGCCAAACAUUGCGAAGCAGAUUGAAAAAAUUGAUUCUAUGGUGAAACAAAAUCUUGCAGAUCGAGAUGGAGAAAUAUCUAAAUUAGAAGCUCACUCCAGGGACAUUGUAAGUGAAUUUACCAAAUGUGUCGAGGAAAGUAAGAAAGUUUUAGAAAGUGGAGUCGAAAAGAAGAACAAAAUACUACUGGAAAUUAAGUCAAAGUUAAAGGAAAAAGAAACCGAACUUCGAGACAGGGUCGAUGAACUGGAAGGCUCUCACUCCCUCUCUGAUUACAAUUUGCUGAACGUGAAUUAUCGCUUAAACAAGGUUUCGUCUAUAGUUAAAGAUGAUAAAAUCGAAGAUCAACGAUAUUCAUUACAUUUCAAAAAUGGUGCAAUAUCACGGGAGAGUCUAAAAUCUCUUCUGGGAGAAGUUAAAGAUUACGACGACUUCUCUCUGACAAAAAUUGCAUCAUUUAAACACGAGAAGGGGGACAUUAUUGCUUUAGAAGUGGACAAUUACGAGAAUGCUGUUUUAGUAGCCUCUGACCAAACUUACUUCGACAAAGUUACCAAGAAAGGAAAACUAAGGAGCCGAAACGAAAUUGGUUGCGAUAUAAAUGAUAUUGCAGUGUUCCCCAAUGGCGAUAUUCUUUUCUCGGACAGCGGAAAUGGCGCAGUCAUACGGCUGACUAACAACAAACUUACAACUAUCGUGGAAACUUCUCCACUUACUCCUGAAGGUUUAUCUUUGACAACUGAUGGAGACUUUUUGGUCACAAUGGCCGACCCCUGUGGAGAUACAUGUUCAAAAGAUUGCAAAGGUUUAGUCAAAUUGUACUCUUUGGACGGGCACGGAAAGAAAGUUUAUGAAUACCAAGAAGAUGGAGGGAAGCUUUUCACACUGCCUUUCAGAAUAGCAGAAAACAUAAACACGGAUAUAUGUGUUUUGGACAACUUGGAUGAUGAGCAUGGUGUUCUUAAAGUAAUAUCGAGGACAGGUAGUUUCCGUUUUAUUUACAAUGGAAAACAAGGUCAUCUUUUCUUUCCAGUGGAUAUUGUUUGUGAUAACCUUUGCAAUUUGAUUGUAAUGGAUGCAAAAAACUACACCAUUCAUCUUCUGGAUUCUGGUGGCGAUUUUAUCAAAUACUUGAGAACAGAUCAGGAAGACAAAAAAGCUUCAUUAUCGCUGGGCCUUUGUGGAGACAUUCUAUGGACUGGGGGUCACAGUGGACAUUUAAAUGUGUACAGAUAUACAAAUAAAUUCUAA
Messenger RNA from Saccostrea echinata, 1485 nucleotides. RefSeq lists its product as uncharacterized. The transcript has a single exon. Gene Ontology annotation, molecular function: zinc ion binding. The coding region runs from base 1 to 1485 and encodes 494 amino acids. The record is from RefSeq and is a predicted model, not a curated record. NCBI's taxonomy places the organism in Eukaryota, Metazoa, Mollusca, Bivalvia, Ostreida, Ostreidae.